Messenger RNA from Gongylonema pulchrum, 759 nucleotides. NCBI's taxonomy places the organism in Eukaryota, Metazoa, Nematoda, Chromadorea, Rhabditida, Gongylonematidae. The record is from the annotation of a GenBank genome assembly.
UUUAUUGCUUUUCAACGUUUGCUCAAUUCGCAGCAGCAGAGCGGUGAUGUUUCGCUGGGAUUUAUGCUUCUUCCCGCGAAUAAUCGUGAAAUCCAGCUGAUCGCCCAGUAUGGUGUAUGUGUAAAUAACAAUUUUGUUGGUGAUCUUGGCGAUCCUGCUCAUGGUGUUUAUCUGUCGCAGUACCCUGAUCUGGUCACUGCUGCUCCGUUUCUGGACCUGAAAACCAAAGUGUUGAUUUUGGUUUGCAAGGUAAGUCUCCUUUUUUCCGUGCUAGUUUUAAUUAAGAUUGUUAUUACUUGCCAGUUUCUUUGUACAGUUUGUGUUGUGCUACUUGCUUCCCUGCUUGCUUCCUUGCUUCCCUUGUAUUUCCUCGUCGGACUAAAGAUACCACUUAUCACUUGCCCUGCACCCGUCUUACUAUCAGCAAAUCAAACCGCGCAUUGUACUUGGUCAUUUUUUGCCUAUAUACAUUCACUACGGCCUAUACACAUUCACUUUUUGCCUGUACACAUUGUGCUUUUUUACAAGGCAUUUAGUUCUCUCUGCAUUUGCAAGAGUUUAGGAACUCGAGCCAAAGGCGAAAAAUUGCCCUAUAAAAUCCAAAAAACUCCAGAGAAAGUUCUAUUGCUUGUCAGGAUCGUCAGUGUUCUGGCCGCAAAGCAAUGCAGCACUGGUCAAAAAAGCAAAAGAACUGCUAGUUACAUAGCUGAUGAGCCGAAUUUGUUAUUAGUUUAUUCAGAUUGCGAGAAGCUACUUUAG